Photinus pyralis (common eastern firefly) is the source of this 2220-nucleotide messenger RNA. RefSeq lists its product as uncharacterized. Bases 1 to 2220 code for a protein of 739 amino acids. Gene Ontology annotation, molecular function: DNA binding. The transcript has a single exon. Gene Ontology annotation, cellular component: nucleus. The record is from RefSeq and is a predicted model, not a curated record. Lineage: Eukaryota; Metazoa; Arthropoda; Insecta; Coleoptera; Lampyridae.
AUGGGGUCUGAACAACAACAAAAAUACAACAAAUAUAGUGAAGAUCAAGUAAUGCAGGCGUUACAGGAUAUGGAGGCAGGAGCGAGUUUACGUGCGACUUCAAAAAAACACGGAAUUCCACGAGCCACACUACUACGAAAAUCAAAAACCACAGGCCCUUUGGAAACGAAAGCAGGCGCGCCAACUGUUUUCGAUGCUAAGGAAGAAGCGAUCUUAGUAAAAUGGGUCAAAGCAAUGGCCAAUGCUGGAUUCCCUAUAUCCAAAGAGACUCUUUUCUUCAGUGUCGAUAAAUUGGCAACUCGAAUGGAGAAAACCUUUAUCGGCGGGAAGUCCCGCGGUAGCACCAUGCCGGGGCGUAAGUGGUAUGAGGGCUUCAUGAGAAGACACCCGGAUAUUAGGGAGAGAACAAGCCAGAACCUCACUUCCGCAAGAAAUAAAAUUACUCAAAAGGACAUAAAUCAGUGGUUUGACGAGAUUGGAAAUUACAUCCAACAAAACAAUUUACAAAGCGUUUUUGACGAUAAUAGGCGCAUCUUUAAUUGUGAUGAAACAGCCUUUUUUUUAAAUCCCAAGCCUGGUAAAGUAUUGGCUGAAAAGGGCUCCAAAAACGUGUAUACAUCGGCAGGCGCAGAUGAAAAAUUUAAUUUAACUGUUUUAGUCACGGGAAAUGCGGCCGGAAUAUUGGCACCGCCGAUGAUAGUGUAUAGAUAUCAACGCAUUCCACUGCAAAUCGUGAAAAAUAUACCACCUGAAUGGGGUAUAGGCAAGUCGGAAAAUGGAUGGAUGACCCAGGAAACAUUUUUUGAGUACAUCACUAAUAUAUUUAAUCCGUGGUUGGACAAACACAAUAUUCCUCGUCCUGUAAUUAUGUUUCUCGAUGGCCAUUCAUCACAUUUAUCUCUCCCUCUCUCAGAGUUUUGCGAGCAGAAAAAAAUAAUAUUGGUUGCACUCUAUCCAAAUGCCACUCAUCUCAUACAACCUUUGGACGUUGCAGUGUUUCAUACAUUAAAAAGUUCGUGGAAACAAAAGGUGGCUGAAUGGAGAAUUGCUAGUGAAGGAGCUCAAAUGCAGAAACAUAACUUUCCAGAAGUUCUGCAAUCAGUUUUGGGUCAAUUAGAACCGCAGGUAUUAAUAAGUGGAUUUCGAAAAUGUGGUUUGGUGCCUUGGAACCCAUUAGAAGUGGAAGUACCCCUCAAUAAGCCAGAGGAACCAAAAAAGUUAGAAAAACUUAAUGGAGACACAAACAUUGUUACUUUUUUUACAAUGUUAGAACAAAAAUUAGGUACCGAGAAGCUAAGACAGUUUCAAAGUAGUAAUGGUACUUGGAAUGGUGCUACAGAAGACAAAUCUUUGUACGUCCUGUGGCUUGAAACUAAACAUACCGUAGAAGCAAACAAGACUCCUAGAGAGCAUUCUCCCAUUCUCACAAUUAAAAAUAGCUUGGACACUAAAGAAGAAACUGCACGAGAUCCCGAACAAGAAGAGCAGGCAGUUUGUGAAGAUAAAACUCCUGAAAAAGAAGCAGUUGCGGGGCCAUCAAAAAACAGUGCAUUAGUUGGAGUUCCAACGCCGUUUAAAUCAACUCUCUUUUGGCCACAAGAAAAUCAGGACAUAUCUCGAAAACGGAAAGCAGAGAAAUUGCCUUCAGUGGUAACCUCUCCGCAGAUGAUAGAAUACUACAAAAAGAAGGAAAGCAUGAAAAGAGCUAAGGAAGAAGGGAUAAAAAAACGGAAAAUGGAACGGGAGGAAAAGAAGAAAUUAAUAGAAGAAAAGAAAAAAAUCGCAGAAGAAAAAAAACAAUUACAGAACAUUGUGAGGUCAUCUUCAGAAUCUUCAGGGAAUUCCUCUCUGGUGUAUCAAGAAUCUGUCGAUUCGCCAUGGAACGAAUCCGAGACAAGCGACGAAGAGAUUCCCGAAGAAAUUUCGAUGAGAAAAUUGGCAAUAGGUGACUUUAUUCUAGUUAAUUUUGUGGGGGGAAAAAGGAAUUCGACCAACUACAAAUAUGUCUGUGUCAUUCAAAAAAUUAAAACCAAUGAAAUAACCGUUCAGGGCCUUCAGUCUAAUAAAUCAAGGAAAGCUUAUCAUUUGGUGGAUAAUGACAUUUCAAGUGUAGAAUUUCGACAAAUCGUUGGUCGGCUUCCUCAGCCUGAAAUAGAAGUGGAAGGAAGACAAGUGCUUUAUAAAUUUAAGAAAAAUAUAUGUAUUAUGGAAAAAGCCUAA